Messenger RNA from Symbiodinium sp. CCMP2456, 2915 nucleotides. Lineage: Eukaryota; Dinophyceae; Suessiales; Symbiodiniaceae. The record is from the annotation of a GenBank genome assembly.
AUGGCGGCUCUUGCCAAAGCGCGAACUUCCAUGCUCCUGCUGCUUUUCGGUUGCGCCUUUUGCUUCUGCGCUUGGCAUCCGGUGAGAUCCAGAUCUUCUCGCCCUGUGGCACGACGAAGCAGUGACAAGCAGGAAAUUGUGUACAACUACUUUGCGCAGGAUUAUGCCCUGGUGACGAGGAAGGAGGAAACCUUCGACGUAGGGCAAUGGCUCUCGGAAUUGCUGCCGUGGUCGGAUGGGGAACUCCGAGCACGAGACGUUUUGUCAGAAAUAUUGCCAAAGUGGCGCAGCAUCGAUGUUGGUCCACAAACUGACAUAGCCCUUCGACGUCGUUUCCGCGCUUUGACGGCGGCUACUGGAGGUGAAGAGCCUGCUUUGGCUGCGAUGCGCCGCAACAUCGCAAUCCUUUACUUCGGUGAGGGUCAGAUUCAACGAGCCGGAGAAGUCCUGCAGAGACUGUUGGGCAAAGAGAGGGCAGCGCAAGUUAUCCAGAAGAACCCGGGUGUGCUAACGAUCGACCCCAGGAACUUGGAGAACAAUAUCUCGGCCGUGUGCGUAGCUGCUGACGUGAUUGAUGUACUUGUUCAGAAUGGACAAGUUGCGCGGCUGACUGCAGGUGCCGUCGGUAUCUUUUUCGCAGUCGGCAUUGCAAAAGCUUUGGGCGAUGUCAUCUAUCUUCGUGUUCUGAGUCAGAGCCUGAGCUCCGGUAGUGCCCAGUGCCCGAUCCAGCAGAGCGACGUGUGCCGAUGGCUAGCCAAGAGCCUGGGGAUUCACGACUUGCCACCUGACGAAGCUGUACAGGUCUUGUGGUGGAGCAAGGUGCGAGGUGAGCUGGCAGGUGCAGCAACGGCGGAGAGCGCAUCCGGCGUUCUGGAAGGCUCAGCCUUUCCGCUGAAGGUUACGUCUCAAGCACCCGAUUUGCAGUGCGCGCUUCUUCACAUGUUUCUUUCAGGAGACUACCGCGUUUACCGCAAUUUUUGCCGCAGAGCCUGCAUCCUGGCCCUGGGCAUCCUCAGUCCUGGCUUUGGCUCCUGCGGGCCGUAUCCAAAGCCUGGGAUACUUGCCCGGACGAGUCACGGCAUGGCAGCCGCCGAGGAAGCGCCGGUGCCCACACCCAAAGCUGCCUUGCUGCUCAUUGAUCUGCAGAAGGCCUUCACCGUGGGCAGCUGGGCGUCACAUUUUGGUGGUAAGAUGCAGGUCGCCGACAUUGAGAGAGCGUGUGUCGAGACAGCACGGCUGUUGGAGUCGGGGAAGGUGCCCCCUGACACUCCGAUACUUUGUACCAAGUGCUAUGAUAGUAUGCCGCACGACGAGCCCUACGUUGACGUGGUGGAACCUUUUCUGAGGAAGGUCCCUUGCAUUCACAAGCCGACCAUGGAUGUCACCUACAACCCAGCCUUCUUCCGAUGGCUGCAGCAGCAAGUAAGGUGUGGUGUCAACGUUUUGGUCAUUGGAGGCUGCACCACAACGUCUUGUGUCCGCGUCAGUUCUACGGAAAUUGCCAGCCAGCUCGCAGAACAAGGCCUUGCUGGGAAGAUCCGAGUUGUUGUGGACUUGAACUUAUGUGGAGCACGGAGCGACAACUUUGAGAAGACAGCGGAUCGUGAUCCGGUAUUGGUGAGAAUAUACGGCCGCGAGUUCUGUCAAGGCAAGUCGGCAGUAGACUUGGCCAUCGUGCAGAUGCAUCGUUCAGGACAAGAGGCUCAUCCAACAGCCGGCGAGCACAACGUCGUGGCUGGCACGGUCUGCAGUGAAUCCUGGUCGAUGGCACGGAUGACGAGUUCGUCUGAAUGGGGUGUUCUGUCUCUGAUGUUCAAGCAGCAGGGGCAAGAUACCGGCAGAGGCAAAGACAAUGCAAUGUGCGCAAUUGAGAACGUGCACAAGUUCCUGAUGCAGGCCACUGAGAACGAAGGUGGCGAGGGCCUCAGCACGGGGCAUCCAACAGCCAGUCUCAAUUCGGGCCACGAAUGGCACGGCAAAGUGGCAGUUGUUCUUUUGUACGGGUGGGACGGAGUACUUGAGGCUGGAAGCCGAAAAUUCACCGAGUAUCAGAAGAUUGGAGGGUAUGGUUUCAAAGCCUGCUUCGAAUUCUUCGAGCUGGCCUUCAGCUAUACCUUUGGACCUGGCGAGGGCUGCUCGCGUCUGGCCUCCGCCCUUCUGGGUGGGCAGGACGACAAAGCAAAGCCUCGGAUGCUUUCGCAGGUUCACUCUUUCGAUCGAGACUGCUUUCGCACGCUGGCUGAUGCAGUUCAACCGUGCGAGGGGCAGAAGCAUGACGGAGUUGAGCUUCUCGGGGAGCUCAUGGUAUCGGCGAUCGCCGCGGCGCGGUUCGAGGCCGAGGGAGAUCCUGUAGCCGAGUUCACCACCGCCUGCGAUGGCAUGUGCGUGAGCAACGCCAUGCGCGAAGCGGGUCUCAGCCCGCUCAAUGCUUCUAUCGCGAUGGCGGCGGAAGCACCGUCAUUGAAUGCCUUGGACAUGCAUGUGGCCGACGCAUGCGGCAUCUCACUGGACAGCCUUGGCCGACAUGUCCAAGUUUGGGAGGCCAUGCAGAUCUGCAACUCGCGCACCGGCCCCGAAUAUGCAACCCCUUAUCGGCGACAGUUGGCCCUUGCAUUGGUGCGGCUUCGGGCACCAGACAUGGCAGCAGAAGUGCAAGCCUGCUUUGAGGCGCUUUCCUUCAGCCGACCACCUGUGCGUGGGACAGUUCUGAAUGCCAAGGGUGUGCUGGAGGUUCCGCCACCUUUGCGGCGGCAGGUCAUGCUCCUCUUCGAAGUCAGCACACGGGUGCUGAAGUAUGCAGCGCCCGUCGAGGCGGGCGAAUCACUUCAGCAGCUAUUCGACGCGCAUCCAAAGCUGAGGCAAGCCUUCUCCUCUUCCGUAUGGAUGGCAGAAGAUGGUAAGACGUUGAAACGCGA